Cyprinodon variegatus (sheepshead minnow) is the source of this 1375-nucleotide messenger RNA. It is a transcript of the gene lrrc59, whose product is annotated as leucine rich repeat containing 59. The transcript is spliced from 6 exons. The record is from RefSeq and is a predicted model, not a curated record. Bases 167 to 910 code for a protein of 247 amino acids. NCBI's taxonomy places the organism in Eukaryota, Metazoa, Chordata, Actinopteri, Cyprinodontiformes, Cyprinodontidae.
CUUCAACCAAUGACGUGGAUAUUCAUUGAGAGGCAGUCAAAGCUGCCAGAUAGACACUUUAACAGAGAUUUUUCUGCGUCUUUUUUCCAAUAUAUGCCACAAACCGACCAUUUUCUGUCCCUUAGGCGGGAUUAUCGGAUCUAGCUGCGUUGAAACAGACUGCAGGAUGAGUAAAAGCAAAGUGUUAAACCUGAAGGAUAAAAUCAGCGGGAAUGAGGCGGACCUCAGCCUGUGUAACCUCAGCGAAGUGCCCGCCAGAGAGCUGGCUUCGUUUCCUAAAGCCACAGUGGUGGACCUGUCUUGUAACAACAUCAUCUCCCUUCCUCUUAAAAUAAAAAGGGAAACUCUGACGUUUGUGUUUCAGGUCCUGCAGCACAUGAGGGCCUUACAGGAGGAGUUUGAUCGAGCGCGAGAGAAGCGCCUUUUAAAGGAAAAAGAGCUGGAGAAGAAGAGGGAGGCGAAGCAGAGGGAGCGGGAGGCCAGAGAGAGGGAAGCUCGUAAACGGGAGAAGGCAGAGGAGAAGGAGAGGAGGAGGAAGGAGUACAACGCUCAGAUGGCAGCUCUGGCUGCCAAGGAGCAGCAGAAGAAGAAGAGUGAGGAGAAGAAGAAGAAGAACGGCCAGGCAGCAGAUAAAAAGGUGGAUGUGAAGCCAGCAGCUAAACCGCAGCGUUCUCUCAUCGGCCUGAUCUUUAAGCUCCUCCUCCUGCUGACGCUGGGAUUGGCUGGAGCCGCCGCCGCCUGCCGGCUGACCGACCUGCAGAAGGAAGACGUCUGCGUAGCGAUCAACGCUGCCGUAGACGACUGUUUAAGUUGGGCCAAAGUGCAGGAGGGCGUGGCCAGACAGCUGCUGUACAACCUGUCGUCUGCUGCCAAGGACCUUCUGGAGUCCACGCAAACAUCAAAGAACUGAACGCUUCCCUCAGAGAUGAGAGGUGCAGAGGUUUCCACGCCAUCCCGGCAUCUCUGGGAGCUUUUUUUAAAACGUGCAGAAGUCAUUUUCCUGUCUGUGUCUCUGGAAGGGAGAGAUUUAUUCCUAUGGAAUCACCGUCGCUCUGCAUCCUUUCUAUGGCCUGUCAUCUUUUUACAGCCAUCAAAUAUCUCCCUGGCGACGGAGUUUUGCUCUUUGAGCGGCAGGAAGCUGCACUGGAGCGUUUCAGUGGAGCGGAGUAGUCCCAGGUCCGGAGCUGCAGGUCAGAUGGCGAGCAGUGCCUCCUCCAUCCGGCUCAUCGUUGCUGCCAAAGUUCGCAAACAGAAUCCAGCUGAUCAACGAGUCAUUUUUACUACAUGACAAAUAAAACCGGCAGAAUUUUGCCAAAGAUUCCAAAGCCGACUUUGUUCUGGUUCCUAACGAAUACGAUCCGCAUCACUGCAGCUU